CCAAAAAAAUAAAGAAGUUAAUCUUUUUUUUCAAUUUAGGGGAUGGGACUUGAAGAACAAAAACCGAUAGCCCUAAUAUAAAAUUUUAAGACCACAACUGACGGUUGAUGCUGUGACUUCUUUGGAAAACAUCUUGUUUGUGCACUCCGAUGUACCAGCAAACUGUUUAGGGUGUACCCCACCUUUGCCUUACUGUGUUGGUGGGUGGGCUCCAGCAUCCCCCUGUCCCUACUCAGGAAUAUGUGAUAACUUUGUUUAAGCAUUUCUCCAGUCAAAAUUCCUCUGAGCUUACCAGUCCAUAUGUCCCCAAAUAGGAUGCUUUGAUUAGGGACAACAGGAUGUUCCUUUGUAACUACCAGGCAAGGUGCACAGAAGAAAAGAGAUGUAAGUCAAACGGAGCACGCAGAGGGGAAGGAGUGGUUGCUGGUCGACACAGCUGGUUCCUGACAGAGGAAGCCCACAUGGAGGCCCAGGUCCUACUCACUGCUGUCAUCUGCUGCUAUCAACUGAGACAGAAUUGCUCCCUGGUCUCCCCAGAGGCUGAAGCCCUGCAGCACCAGAGAAAAAAAAACCUACACACAUAAACUGUAACAUCCAAGCACCAAAUACACACUUCUCUUUUGAGCCGCAGAGGCAGGCAGGGCAGGAGGAGGGUUCAGCUGCGAGCACAACCCCUCAGACACGGCCACAAGACAAGCUGACCUGCUGCUGACACUCACUCAUACGUGCUGCUGACUGUCUCGGUCAUACUUUAGAAAAGAGAGAGGACGGAAACAUCAACCAAACAAGUGUGGAAAAAAGAAAAAUCCAGGAUUUCCAAGGAAUAACACAGCUGAGACCUGCAACAACCUGGAAAUAGGAAUUUUUCUGUCUCUCCUCAUUUUUUGAGACACAACAUCAACUUAUUCCUUCUGGCAGGUCAAUAGCUCAAAUAACCAUCUCCUGGAGCAUCAGAAACUAUUUAUAGUAUAACAUUAUGGAAAAAAAUCAGGUGGACACUCUUGAAAUUUGUUGAAAGAGAACAAGCAGAGAGAAAACGUCCCACAAAUUUGGGCCAAAGGUGAGACUUAAGUAAGUUUUGUGUUCACAUCAAUUGACUACUUGUUCAAAAGUCUCCAGAAAGGCCAGACAUGUCUGCUGAGGUCCAUUUGGAACACCACAAAAGGGCUGACCUGACAGCCGGGUCAUCCUAUGCCCCAUUGCUUGCUGCGCGUGUUCCCACGGUCACGCUGAUCAGCCACCGGGAGCUAAGGGAGAAACCAGCUCCUCACAGAGUCCAGCCAAGGAGCCUGGAUCUUCAGCUGACAGCCAGCAGCCACUACAGAUGCAGUGAAGGUAGCAGAGUGCAGAAGGCUGGAACAAUGCCAGAUUCACCUGCGGAUGUGAAAACCCAGCCCAGGUCCACCCCACCCACCAUGCCGCCUCCACCCCCGGCUGUAAGCCAAGCAACAAGUCGCAAUGCCUCUUUCACUCCGACCACCAGUAAAUCAAUGCUGAACGGAAGCAGCCACUCGCCGACGUCGCUGAAUGGUGCUCCAUCCACCCCUAACGGCUUCAGUAAUGGGCCAGCCAUGUCUUCAACGGCAUCGCUCUCCAACCAGCAGCUCCCGCCAGCUUGUGGAGCUCGACAGCUUUGUAAACUGAAGCGCUUCCUGACGACAUUGCAGCAGUUUGGCAACGACAUAUCACCUGAGAUUGGAGAAAGAGUGCGCAGCCUCGUGUUAGGACUGGUGAACUCCACCCUCACCAUUGAGGAGUUUCAUUCCAAACUUCAUGAGGCCACCAACUUCCCCCUGAGGCCUUUCGUCAUUCCUUUUCUAAAGGCAAACCUGCCCCUGCUGCAGAGAGAAUUGCUCCACUGUGCAAGGUUGGCCAAACAGACUCCAGCUCAGUAUCUGGCUCAACACGAACAGCUCCUCCUUGACGCCAACGCCAGCUCACCCCUCGACUCAUCCGAGAUCAUGCUGGAGAUGAACGAGCACGGCAAGAGAAGGACUCCUGACAGGACCAAAGAUAGCUCAGAGAGGGAUGGACUGCACCCCGAGCACCUGGCUAAGAGACCCUGCACCAUCAGCCCCAGCCAUCGUUUCAGCCCCAGCACCGGUCUCCCCGCUCACCCGCCCCCUAACGGUCUCCCCACACACCCUCCCAAUGGCCUACCCCACCCACCCAACCCCCAGGUGGGACCCCAGCACUAUCGCUUGGAGGACAUGGCUCUGGCUCACCAGUACAGAGACGCUUACAGACAUACAGAUCACCGCGACAGUCGAGACAGGCACCGACCGACAGCAGUACACGGAGCCCGUCAAGAAGAGGUGAUCGACCACCGUCUUACAGACCGGGAGUGGGCAGAAGAAUGGAAACACCUUGAUAACCUCCUCAACUGCAUCAUGGACAUGGUAGAAAAGACACGGCGUUCCCUGACGGUGCUACGGCGCUGCCAGGAGGCAGACAGAGAGGAGAUGAAUCACUGGAUUCGCCGCUACAGCGACGUGGAGGAGAUGAAAAAAGGUGCGAGCAACGGACAACAAUGCCUUCCACCUCCUUCUACUCUUCCUCCUCCUACUCCUCACCACAACUCCUCCUCCAACACAGCUAGCAGCAGCGAAUCACUGCCUAUAGGAACUUCCUCGGCUGCUGAAAGGCAGACAGGCAGACAGACAGAGUCCCACAGAGACUUCUUACACAGGCCUCCCUCAGGAUAUCUUCCUGAAGAAAUCUGGAGGAAAGCUGGUACUACAAGCAUCCCACUAUCCCCAGCUCUAAAGCACCUCCAUACCAAGCAGGAGGAGGCAGUAAAUGAAGUGAAGCGACAGGCCAUGUCAGAGCUGCAGAAGGCUGUGUCAGACGCUGAGAGGAAGGCUCAUGAGAUGAUUUCUGCUGAGCGCUCCAAAAUGGAGAGGGCGCUAGCCGAAGCCAAGAGGCAAGCCUCUGAGGAUGCCCUGACCGUCAUCAAUCAGCAGGAAGACUCAAGUGAAUCUCACCAGAGCUGCUGGAACUGCGGGAGGAAGGCCAGCGAGACAUGCAGUGGCUGCAACACAGCUCGCUACUGCGGCUCCUUUUGCCAACACAAAGACUGGGAAAAGCACCACCACGUCUGUGGUCAAGGCCUACAGGGACUGCCAGGGGGCAGUGCUGUGCCUCUGGGAACCCCAUCCUCUUCCGCCUCUGCCUCAUCAGCAUCCUCCAGUGCCCCUCCAACACACUCUGAGAGCACUCCUCCAGGGCCCUUGUCCCUGGCAGGCCAGAGCAGUAUCGCAGGAGGGACUGGCAGUGGCAGUGGCAGUGUCUCUGCCAGCCCCAAGGAGAGCAGCUCCAGCAGUGUCUCUCGAUCUACAACUCCAGCUACCCCUGCCCUACUGGAUGCCACCUCUCGCUGACACCUGAUUCUACUCCAUCCAAAACCAAACUGAGGAAUCUUCCUCACACGCUGCUCCCUCUCCUCCCCCCUUACUGCAGUUUCUUUUGAUUUCACUCGUAACUAAAAUUGUUUGGAAAAAGUUCUGAGAGUACACUGGUUUUCCCACCUUAAGUGUUUCAGCCUGUUUUACAGUUACAGCCACAGAUAAAAACAGUCCAGUCAGGAGUUUAACAUAGUUUAAAGCAUGAGGAAUGCAGUGAACAUGCCCGGUAGCUACAUAAGGACACCAGGUUAGGGCUCCCAUAAGUCCAUGCAUUGAUUUAGGAUUGUUUGGUAGCAUAGCACUUGAACAGGAUUUCCCUUUAAUUUAGCAUCAAUGAAGGAAGACCAGCCCUGGAAUGUGCACAAGCAGUCCAGGCAUUUCACUGCUGUAGCAUUUGUUCAGUUUCUCGAUGCAGAUAGGCAGGGAGCACGGAUGGUUUUUGAGGUAAGGGGGGGAGAAUUUGUCAUGUGAUUUAUUCCUCAGAAACACAGCUUAGUACUUACUAAAGGUUUCUUUCUGGCUUUAAAGGGAAAAACAAAGAAAAGUCCAAAUAUUCUGAAUAAAGACCAGUAGUGAUGUUGAUGAAGAAAAAUUUAAACUGCUAACUACCUUGCUAGCGAGCCAAGAAAAAUCUACACCGGACUCACCUCUCUGCACCAUUAUGAACCCAAAUGAAUUCAAAGAUGAAAAGUAACGUGAUCCAAACCCUUAUAUUACACUGCCAAAGUGAGUAAACAAGCGAUAAAGAGAAGCACUCAUAACCAAACACAAAGCAACAUCACCUCUUCAGCAGAUACGCCGGCCCUGAGAGCACCAGGCUGCAGAGGAGCAGCAGAGCAAGACCCAGAGUCUGACGAUUUAAAAAUCACAACUGUGAUCCGCUUUGAGCUGCAGCUGCCUUCCGCUGCCCGCAGGAAACUACACUGACUCCUCAGCGAUGGUCUAGAUUAGUAAAUAUGAACAAUGCUGUGAAUCUGCAAGAAAAACUUCACAAAAAAUGACAGAACCUUGCCACAAUGUGGUACUUUUGUGAACAGAGAGGACACAAGGAGAAGAAGCAAAUCGACUCCACUUCAAAGGAAGGAACUAACAAAUACACGGCAACUGAACUGCCAAAAUCUUCAACACAAGCUGGAAACCCUUGAUUGCGUAUCAUUAAGAAGACACAUGGGAAGGGGUGUUUGUGGGAGAUUUUUUUUUAAAGGGGAAUUUUAAAGGAAUUGUUCUUACCUUUACAUUCACUCCUUCCUUUUCCAAAGCCCAAUGAACAGCUUAAAGAGCCUAGUCGAGGAUAGCGUGAACCUUGUCCUCUCUUUCUACCUCCCCUUACCUGACACCUCUGUUCUUCACUCUUUCCCAACUCCAGUCUGCACCAACCGCAGCCGACCUUGGACAGAGCCACAAAGCAGUCUCAAGAGGAGGUUUAAACCUGCUUGUAGAUAUUGUUCCUUUUUUUGUUUUUUCAAUAAUGUCUCUUGUAUCUGAUGUCCACAUGUACUGGCCUAGUGUAUAUCCUAUAAGACGGACUUUAUUUUGGGUCUGUUCUCUUUAAUUGUCCUCCUUUAGGUUUGGGCUGAGCAGUGAAAACAGAGCAAAGACGCUUACAUUUGUGAAAGGAAGCCCUGCAUUGUACUUCGUUUGACUUCCUGUAUCUAUAUUGACGAGAUGAAACCCCUCUUGUAGAAUAUUUUGUAUUGCUCGCAUUGUAAGACAGUGAGAGGACGGAGGUGCAAUAUGAAGAAAAUUCAGCUACUGAAUGGAACCUCAGCAACUGCCCGUAGGGUGUCAUAUAAUAUAGAUACAUAUAGAUAUAUUUAAAGUAACAUCGGUAACUUAAUGUGAAUGUACAUAGUAUUUUAAAAAAGGUCCAAAAAUGUGUUUGCCAAAUAACAAAAACCUUUAAUGUCCAGACGUCCUCAAACGUACGUUUUCUAAAUUUUUUCACUCAUGAAAGUUAAGCACAUUCUCAAUUCAUUUAGUGUCAUUUAAUUCAGAGUGAAGGAGACUAUUAGAGCUCAACAGCUCCAUUCUGCAGUUCUUUAUUUUAGUCUACCACUGACAGCAAGUUCUAAUAUAGUCAUUAGUAAAACAGGGUUAAAAAUUGUGCCUCAGUUUUAAAUCCAUUUAAUUGAAACUUUAAUUCAUUCACAUCAAAUUUAAAACACACAAACUUGGCCAGUUUUUUUCAAGGACUUUUUCAGAUCACGCUCCAUAUUAGUGACCAUUGUGAUCCUGUCUCUUAAUUCCCAUCAGUCUGUGUGUUUGGUUAUCUUCUCCCUAUGGUGCAGGGCAAGCCAUUACUGUAGAAUGAAGGGAUGUUCCAGUGUUAAGCUAACAGCAAAAGCUGAUAUUUUUCCACCCACUCUCUAGAAAGACUCUUUUUUCCCCCCACUUAUUUCUAAAGAUUACUUUUUAUUAUAAGAUUCAGAUCUAGGACAAAACGUUAUUUCCGAAAAAGCAGAACCCCAUUUGCUGUUUUCCCUUUUUUUUCUCCAUAAGAUUUCUCCAUAUGCUUCACCAACAUCAUAUUACUGUUAUACGCAUGGCUGGUCUCAUUAGCACUUGGAAAAAAAUGAAACAGAACAAACAAAAGCUUUAUAAAAAACAAAUGUGGGUUUCUUUUUUUCUGGACUGUCAAGAGUCCUCUAAUUCAGCUAAGCUAAGAAAGGUAAGAAAAACUGUAAGGUACCCCUGCAUCUGUGUGUAGUAUCUAUGUGUAUGUGUUAUAGUUACCUUAUUAUAGUGUUGACCUCAGCCUUUUAUGGGCUCCGUCCCCACUAGUAUCUAAUUUUCCUUCACUACGGCUGCAGACCACCCCUCAGCACCCUCUCCCACCUUGGCACUCGCUACCUCCUGUGAGCAUACAGCUAACCCCCAGGAGAUGCUUACCUGGACACUGAAAAGCUGGGCUGAGAGCAGACAAGGACACACACUAAGACUCAUGAAUCCUCGAAAGAAAUUGUCAUUAUUUAUGUUCACAUCUUAAUACUAAGAUAACUAGCUAAACAGAUAAUGCUGGAAUGUAUUCUUAAGCACACAAGAGUCCUACCAAAUUUACUGAACGCAGCCUCAGCUACAGCAUGCCAUUUGUUGUCUGAAACCAAUAAAAGCACAGACCAAAGUACUCCUAACUCACCAUUGUGGACUACAAAAUGGUGUGUAAAACUGCAAGUAAUAAGGUUAGAGCUCUGCUACACCAGUUAACCAAAGUUUCUGACGUCCACACUCUGACGAGUCCGGGCGUAGAGAGCAUGCUCAGUGGACCCAUUGAGUUUCACCUGUGUAGAAUUCUUACUUAAGCAAUUAAAGUGCUUGUUGACUACAUUAUGAGUGCUUCUGUGUACAAAACAGAAGUGUCUCCUUUUUAAAAAGCCUGCUUACAGCAUGUUCUUACAGUAACAAAGCCUCGCAGAGAUACAAUGAAUGCACUGUGAGUGUGUGCUCGUGUGUGGGUGGAGUAUUUUUGUGUUUUUGUAAAAAAAUAAAAAUAAAAACUUUUUAUUUAUGUCUCAACAAAUUACUUGAAACCUUUGGAGCUUUAAUGAAAAAAAAUAAUCAUCCGGACAAUGGUGGCAUAUUGAUUCACAGCAUGUAGCAGAAGCUUUGUGCAGUAAAGCACCAUGUUUGUCAAUGGCACUGACAUCAAAACAACACUGCAAUGACAGUUCCAUUCAGCUGGAGUACUUUGUGUGUGUACCUCCUUGUCUGUGAGUAAGCCCUAAGAUAAACUAAACAAAGCCAAACCCAUUUGUACAUUUCUAAACGACCAAAAUGCAACCAAAAGAUGUUUUCCUCUUCUUUCGGUUUGUCUUCUGUUCGAGGUUUUAUGAUACAUCCCAGCAGUGCAGAUUUUUAAGUUGCUUGUUCUAGGCCACCGACCUACCAAAAGCUGGAGCUGCAGAGGAAAGAGCAAACUGUCCUAUAUUCAGAUGUUCCGUCUUGUAAUUGUUGGGUGGCAGGAUACAAAACGAUGGAUGAUCUGUUUUCAGUUUUUGCUGUGGUGUCAUUUUUUUUUUUUUUGAGAUAUUCUAGAUGGCAAACGCAUAAGGGCUCUGGUGUUGAAAGACUUUCGAAGGGUCUCCAAAACCUUUACAUCAACCGAUUUGUAUUUGAAAGUGUACUGGACAUGGGCAAAACACACAUUCAGAGAAGACAAAUAUUCACAGACAGACAUUUGUCUCUUUUUAAUUACCACUUGAUAAUGUUUGGAAGCUCAUCUGAUGCUAUGGGGUCACUUCUUUCCUGUUAAACAGGCUGCGAUGACGAGAAAACUCAGUAGGCAAGCAGUGGAUACAGCACUCGUUUUCCCAUAAGCCAUGCCUCAGGAUGGUCUUGUUUUUACCUUUAAACUAAAAGAUAAAAAAAAAGUUUAUGGUUUAAUAGGUGUAGGGGCAGAUUCUAUACUGUAUUGUGCAAUACAUUAUUACAGAAAUACAAUGUUUCAACAGGAAAGGUUGGCACUAUGAAAGUCUUUCCUAGUUUGUUUCAUGUCCCUCUUCCAACAGUCCUGUUGCUAUUUUUAGAUGAAGUAAACUGUGCCAGAAGAAUGAAAUUCUGAUUUGUAUUUAUUUCUUGCAUGCUUUUCUCCCUGUUGCUAAUACUGAUCUUUAACUGUUUGCUCUGUUGGAUGUGUGAAGCUGUAAAACAUUCUAAUUCAGGUUAUUGUCUGUGUUGAGCAAUGUAACUGUGUAAUUAAAACAUGAAAUGAUGUA
Oryzias latipes (Japanese medaka) is the source of this 8116-nucleotide messenger RNA. Lineage: Eukaryota; Metazoa; Chordata; Actinopteri; Beloniformes; Adrianichthyidae. The record is from RefSeq and is a predicted model, not a curated record.